CCACACGCGGUUUCCCCCUUGGCAGCUGCGAGAAUCAGUGAACACAACCCCGGGCCAAGGGCAGGAAGACCCGAAUUCAAAUGCGACCCCCCUCGGGCACUUGACUAGGAGGACGUGAUCCUGGGUAACACGCUUCAGGGCUGUCCGCCUCAGUUUCCUCAGGUGUAAAGUGAGGGAAAUAAUAGUUUCCAACUCCAAGGCUUGUUGUAAAACACUCCGGAGGCACACAGUGGGAGCUUAAUAUAUGCUUAUUUCCUUUCGUCAAAGCAAAGAAGGGGGAACAAAGGAACCGGUGGGUUCUGCAGGCUCCAGGGCACAAGAGUUAGUUAAAAGAGGGCCGGGACCUAAGUCACUUUGCCUGGCAGACAAUUCUGAGGCUUUUUUGGAAUUGGGUGGAACUGGAUUCGAUCGAAUUUCCGAGAGGAAUCAUUGACACAGAAAGCAGGGAAAGGCUGUCUUGAGCCCAAUACCCACGACGCCAGAACAGUCAAUGCUCAUUGGCUGUGAUUCCCUUGGGAGGCAGGAAAGUUAUCCCGCCUUUUAUUUCCCUUGAGCCUGGUGAUUGGCUCUAAUAAACAUUAAGGCGGGACUUCGUGUGGUUAGUCUCCUCUAGUCUCGCGGAAUCUAGGGGUGGGGCUAUGAAUGACGGAGGGUAAAGCCCGAGGAUUGGGUGCGUUUUCGAAAGGGGCGGAGUUACCCAGAGAGACCGCGUGAGAAGGGAUCUCUGGUGUGACAGAAAGAAGGCUGUCAGUGGGGCGAAGCAAACCGAAUGACGUAAGGUGAAGGAAGCACAGCUGCUCCAGCCUACAGGUGUGUUCCUUGGCCUUCCAUGGCUCCCCCCGAGCUGGGGCUGCGGCCCCUCGCUUCGAUGCAGAACGCGCAUCAAUGGGGGGCGGAAGUUAAGGGCGGGGGGAGCUCCAGCCACAGAAAGCCCUUCAUCAUCAUCUGCAGGUGGAGAAACCGAGAAGGGACCUGCCUGCCCGACGGCACCCCAGGAAAGUCAGACGCUAUUCGAUGCCGGAGUCCAGCCCCGCGGACCCGCGGCUUCCGACAGCUGCUCUCCACCCUAGAGCUGGCCCCUCACAUCUGUGUGGUGGGCAGUGGCCCAGCUGGCUUUUACACCGCCCAGCACCUGCUGAAGCACCAUCCUCGUGCUCAAGUGGACAUCUAUGAGAAGCAGCUGGUACCCUUUGGUUUGGUCCGCUUUGGAGUGGCUCCUGAUCAUCCAGAGGUGAAGAAUGUUAUUAACACGUUUACCCAGACUGCCCGCUCUACUCGAUGUGCCUUCAGAGGCAAUGUGACUGUGGGCAGAGAUGUAUCUGUGUCAGAGCUUCGGGAAGCCUACCAUGCUGUUGUGUUGAGCUAUGGGGCAGAGGACCACAACAUCCUGGGCAUUCCAGGUGAGGAGCUGCCAGGUGUAAUCUCUGCCAGGGAUUUUGUGGGCUGGUACAACGGGUUACCUGAGAACCGCAAGCUGGCACCUAACCUGAACUGUGAUACAGCACUGAUUCUGGGACAAGGGAAUGUGGCUCUGGAUGUGGCCCGGAUCCUACUGACCCCAACAGAGCUCUUAGAGAAAACAGACAUCACUGCAGAAGCGCUGAAGGUGUUGAAACAGAGCCAAGUGAAAAGGGUUUGGAUUGUGGGACGCAGGGGACCCCUGCAGGUAGCCUUUACUAUCAAGGAGCUCCGAGAGAUGAUUAACCUACCUGGGAGCCAGCCUCUUUUGGACCCUGCAGAUUUCUCAGGCCUAGAAGAAUCGAUCAAAGAAGCUUCCCGUCCAAGAAAACGGCUAUUGGAGCUUCUACUACGAACAGCCCGGAAGCCACCAGGGCCUAAGGAGGCUGAUAGCAAAGUCACGACCCCUCGAGCCUGGGGCCUCCGCUUCUUGCGCAGUCCUCAGGAGAUGCUUCCUUCUCCUGAUGGAAGUCGAGUUGUUGGCAUCCGUCUGGCUGUCAUGAGGCUAGAGGGCUCUGAUGAGAAUGCCCAAGCAGUGCCCACAGGGGCAGUGGAGGAUGUGCCAUGUGGACUGGUGCUGAGCAGUGUUGGUUACAAGAGCCGUCCAAUUGACCCCACUGUGCCCUUUGAUCCCAAGCUUGGAGUUAUCCCCAACAGUGAGGGUCGUGUGUUGGGCGCACCAGGUCUAUACUGUAGUGGCUGGGUUAAACGCGGUCCCACAGGUGUCAUCGCCACCACCAUGAAUGACAGCUUCCUCACUGGCCAGGCCCUGCUCCAAGAUCUUGAGGAGGGCGUUCUGCCCUUAGGCCCCAAGCUUGGCUACUCUGUCAUAGAACCCCUACUCAAAAAUCGAGGGGUCCAACCCGUCUCCUUUAAGGACUGGGAGAAGCUGGAUGCAGAAGAGGUGGCUCAGGGCCAAGCAGUUGGGAAGCCCCGGGAAAAAUUGGUGGAUCCACAACAGAUGCUACAAAUAAUAAGCCGUUGACUCUUUGACCUAGGCCCCAAAAUUUGGCCCAAAGUGUAUCACAGCCAAGUUCAGGGGAAGGAGUGAUUCAGGAUUAUGACCCGAUCUGGGCAGGACCGGAGAAAGGGCAAGGAGGGACAAAGGACAGUGCCCUUGAGUUCUGUGCCAGCUGGACAUUGUCUUCCCCUUCCCCUUUUCUCAGGGGUCCCUGGCCUGUGCCACUACCUCCAGUGCCCUUUUGAGCAAAAACUCUGUCCUUCUCCCUCCCCAUUUGUUUGUUUGUUUUUAGCAUGUUUAGCAAGUUUUAGCCUCCGGCAUUUGGAUCACUUUAUGCUGGAGGGAAGGGGCAGGGCCAGAAAUCUGAACUCCCAGAAGCCUCAUCUUACAUCAGAGCAGAGCUUAGAACCCCUCUGCUGUCCUGACUCAUCCUCCAGAUGUGCCUUAAUGGGCUCAGGUGCCAGGAGCCAAGGUGGAAGUAAAGAACUGGAAUAAAAGUAGAAAUAUAAAUAA
Antechinus flavipes (yellow-footed antechinus) is the source of this 2932-nucleotide messenger RNA. RefSeq names its product ferredoxin reductase (gene FDXR). Bases 830 to 2443 code for a protein of 537 amino acids. The record is from RefSeq and is a predicted model, not a curated record. The transcript is spliced from 12 exons. Gene Ontology annotation, biological process: ubiquinone biosynthetic process. Gene Ontology annotation, cellular component: mitochondrion. NCBI's taxonomy places the organism in Eukaryota, Metazoa, Chordata, Mammalia, Dasyuromorphia, Dasyuridae.